Molecule: messenger RNA, 1090 nt
Organism: Saimiri boliviensis boliviensis (Bolivian squirrel monkey)
Lineage: Eukaryota; Metazoa; Chordata; Mammalia; Primates; Cebidae
Product: membrane-spanning 4-domains subfamily A member 4A-like
Cellular component (GO): Golgi apparatus; plasma membrane
Source: RefSeq, a predicted model, not a curated record
GUGGGGGAAGUUCACUGUGCUUUAACCAAAGAAAUUUUAGGAACUUGCCCAGAGCACUGCACACAUCAGACCUACGGUGGACAUUGCAGGCCUGAAGAAAGGAUAUCAUCCUAAAUUACAUUUCUUACUGCAACACGUUUUCUGCUGCCAGAACAACCAUGCAAGGAAUGGAACAAGCCAUGCCAGGGGCUGGCCCUGGAGUGCCCCAGCUCGGAAACAUGGUUGCCUUACAUUCACAUCUGUGGAAAAGGUUGCAAGAGAAGUUCUUGAAGGGGGAACCCAAAGUCCUUGGGGUUGUGCAGAUUCUGAUUGCCCUGAUGAACCUUAGCAUGGGAAUCAUAAUGAUGUGUGUUGAAUUUAUGUCUUAUAGACAACGUUCCAUUUCCUUCUAUGCUGGGUACACAAUUUGGGGAUCAGUGAUGUUUGUUAUUUCAGGAUCCUUGUCAGUUGCCGCAGGAAUUAGAACUACAAAAGGUCUGGUCAGAGGUAGUCUAGGAACGAAUAUCACCAGCUCAGUCUUGGCUAUCUCAGGGAUCAUAAUCAAUGCAAUAAGCUUGAUGUCUUAUCUAUUCCGUUACCACUACUGUGGCUACAAUCAGUUGUCAAAUAAUUGUUAUUUGACUUUGUCCAUUUUAAUGGGUAUGGAUGGCUUGGUGCUCCUCUUAAGUGUGCUGGAAUUCUGCAUUGCUGUGUCCCUCUCUGCCUUUGGAUGUAAAGUGGUCUGUUGCAGCCCUGGUGGGGUUGUGUUAAUUCUGCCACCAAAUUCUCACAUGGCAGAAAUAGCAUCUCCCGAACUACUUAAGACAGUUUGAUACCACCAAAAGAUCAACAGAAGAAUGCUCCAGAAAUCUAUGCUGACUGUAACACAAGAACCCCACAGGAGAAAAUACCAGAAUCCAACUCCGAUACUGAUAGAUAUAUUGAUAUCAUUAUUUUAUGUAAUCCAAUUAUGAACUCUGUGUGUAUGCAUAUAUGUAUAUCAAUUCAAAAUCAUGUUCUCAUUUUUUCUCCUGGUAUUCAAAAACUCAUUUCACUGACUGUUUUUUGAGAGCACUAGAGCUAAAAUAAAUAAAUAAUGCAUUUAAUGAGG